GUUAUGAGAUGAGUAACAGUGGAGCUGUCCUCAAAAUCUCAAAAUCAUCUCAGAUCAUAUUGUAGGAUAUGUGUUGGAAAAGGAAAACUGUCCCUGAAUCAGAUUGAACAUUAAGCAUCUCCUUUCAUCUGACCUCAAGUACUGUUACUGUUGGAGAUUGACCUCUAAACUAAAAUAAUAACAAAACUUUGAACUGGUUAUCCUGACCCCAAUUUAUAUCGAGUUCCUGAGUAAAAUUGUCGUGGUAGCUAUAUCAGGAUUGCAUGCUUACGGUCUGAAAUGGAGUCUAAUGAGUCUUUGGUUCCUGGUCUUUCUCUAAGACACAAGUCUCUGCAUAGAUCUAAUUCAUUACAACCUGAGGUCAUCCAUCAAAAUUCAUCUGCCUAUUCAUCUAGACACAAAUGCAAAAACCCUGGCCGAAGCUUAACAGAAAUCUAUACUGCUAAAACAAAAGGCAGAGCUAGUUCCAGUGAUCCAGCUUUUUCUCUUAGACGUAGAACCUUGACCACCGUAGCUCCUUUAUUGCGAUCUUCAAGUUCCAGGGAAGACAAAGAAAAGUUUCUUAAUAGAAGUUUCUCUGAAAUGUCUUGGUCUUCAUACUAUGAUGAUAGUUCUGUUUGCAGUUAUGACAAUAGGAAAGAUACAAAAGAAAAGGAAGAUGCGUAUUCAUUGAAGGAUAGCGAGUCACUGGUGUCAAACCAGACAAGUGAGACUUUGGUCUCCUCAUCAGGAACAGUGGAAGAAUGUGAAAUUAAAGUUGAAGAAGCAAAUAGAAAGUCUUCAUUUUUAUGGAUAAUCCUCAAGAAUUGUUUGAAAUUGUUUUUCUGGGUAAUUGUGGUAAUUUUAACUGUGAUAUUAAUUGUUUUGUUAUUCUCUGUAUAUUUUACAUAUGUUAAAACUCAGUGUGACAUAAAAAGAAAAGUAAUGUUGCCUCUUGAAGAGCUUGAUAGAUACUUAAGUGAGUCUGUAAUUGGACAAGAAAUUGCUACUAAUGUAAUUCUUAGCUCAUUACAAGACUUUGAAAAUAAUAAAGUGAAUUCUCCUUUGGUCAUGUGGAUGGUUGGUUGGACAGGAAGUGGGAAGACAUUUUCUACAAAUAUCCUCAAGAAAGUCCUUUCCUCUGCAUCUCAGAUUUUCACUGUCAUACCAUCACUUUAUCCACAGAAUGAUGUCAGUGAACUGAAGCUUAAAGUGAAAGGACUAUAUGAUGAACUUCACCCAUGUUCUUUCAAUGUCAUAGUGAUAGACGGUUGGGAUGAAAACAACCUGCCUUUUGAAAUUCUAGAACAACUUCUCUCUCAUUUCAGAGUGGGUGUUUAUCAGCAAAAGGAGAUAGGAAAGACCCUAAUUGUUCUCAGUGGUACUCAAGGAAGCCAAAACAUAAACAAGGAGUAUCUAAGGUUACGUCGUGAUGGAAGAAAGAGAGAAAGUUUACGGGUUGAUGACUUUAAAACUGUAACAGAAAGGGAAACUCAGGGCAGGAAGAUGCUUGAAGUACUUAAAUCCUAUGCUUUUGUACCCUUUUUGCCAAUGGAGGCUGAGCAAAUUCAAAAGUGUGUUACAGAGGAGUUGUCCAAGAUGAAUAAAUCGGGUCUCUUGCCUGAAGAUUAUAAUUACAAGAAGAUUAUAGAACUUGUGAUUGGCCAGUUGGAUUUCAUCCCAGCCUCUUAUCCUCUUCUGGCAGUCACUGGGUGUAAAAGAGUCCAGGCAUUACUCCAAAUUUCAUUCUUAGGGGAUGCUAGUGUGGCUGUCUGAUGUUUGAUUUUUAUUUAAGACUAUACUAUAUACUAUACAUUUCAUGGCAAUUAAUUCUUACAUGAAAAAUUAUCAUUAACUUGAAAUUCUCUGCUCAUAUUCAGGACAGUUUUAAAUAAUGAGUAUAUAUUAUCAUCAUACAAGUGUUUAGACUUCAUAAUUGGAGUAUAUUUUUAAGACUUUCUUUUAAACAGUAAAUUAUAUAUUAUGUACAGCACUUUGUAAAAAUUGAAAGUACUGAUAAACUGUGAUUGAAGUAAUGUAAGAUGAAUAUUUUUAUAUUUAAUAUAUAUAUAUCUUUUUAUUGAUAAUUUACUAUCUUUUCCUUUGUAUAUUGUUGAGCUUUAAAGACUUUGUGUUGAAGCUUUACAAUGGUGGUUUUACAGGCUCAAUAAUACUUUUAGUGUUUCUUGAGAGUAAAAUUUCAAAUUAUAAAUGGUCUAAUUAUAAUGCUCAUGACAGAA
This is a messenger RNA of Macrobrachium nipponense, 2219 nucleotides long. Its product is annotated as torsin-2A-like. Gene Ontology annotation, molecular function: ATP hydrolysis activity; ATP binding. The record is from RefSeq and is a predicted model, not a curated record. Lineage: Eukaryota; Metazoa; Arthropoda; Malacostraca; Decapoda; Palaemonidae. Gene Ontology annotation, biological process: cellular response to misfolded protein.